UGUAUCCCAGGCUGGGUUGGAAUACCUCUUAUCAUCAUCCUGUGCGCUGGAGUUGGGUAUUCGGGCACUCGUCUGGCGGAGUGCUGGGUACUGCUGGAGGAGAGGUGGCCCGAGUACCGUGUACCAUGCCGUAGGCCGUACCCUGCUAUUGCAUAUCGCGCCCUGGGCACCGUUGGGCAGUACGUAGCUGAAUGCGCCCUUAAUCUAACACUCUUCGGGGCUUCGACUGUGUUCCUCCUCCUCGCCACACAGAUGAUACACUCGAUUACAGCUUCUCACAUCAAUCUGACGGCGUGCGAAUGGACCCUGAUUAUCGGGGGAAUACUAACACCUCUGACAUGGAUGGGAACACCGAAGGAUUUCUGGCCUGCUUCCAUCCUAGCCAUGGCAGCGACCUUCCUGGCCUGCCUCGUCGUCAUGAUUAAAGUGGUGCUACAGAAGACCGGACCCCCAUUGUACACCGCCCCGACCUUCAGUUCUUUCUUCUUGGGUUUCGGCUCCAUCCUGUUCGCUCUCGGGGGGGCCUCCAUCUUCCCGACGGUGCAGAACGACAUGAGAGACAGGGCGCAGUUUAGCAGCAGCAUCACCGUCGCUUUUCUCACCCUCCUGGCGCUGUACCUGCCCCUGAUGACGAUCUGCUACGGCGUCCUUGGCUCUGGGGUCAAGGAGAACAUCCUGAUGAACGUGUCGGGCGUGAUGGUGACGCUGGUCAACGCCCUCAUCUUCGUGCACUUCGUCUUCGCCCUCACCAUUGUCGUGAAUCCGGUCAUGCAGACGCUGGAGGGGAUUUUCAACUUGCCCAACAGGUUCGGCCCCAAGAGAUGUGCCGUCAGGUCUUGCGUCAUGGCCGUCAUUAUCCUCACGGGUCUUGCAGUCCCUGACUUUGGCAAGAUUCUCGACCUUAUCGGCGGGUCUUCCGUCACCCUGAUGUCCUUCAUCCUCCCUCCGCUCUGCUAUAUCCGCCUUUGUAAUGCUGAGUUAACGGAAGGCGUAAAGCACAGGAACCUGGCGCGGUGGGAGUUGGUCCUCCUGAUCGUCAUCAUCGUCGUGGGCACCGCCGGCGGCGUCGCCUCCAGCUACUCGGCGCUCAAGGAGAUUCUUACCCCACAGGCUUUCUCCUUCACGUGCUUUUCUCGAAGUAUUUUUCUCGUGUAGUGUGU
This is a messenger RNA of Penaeus monodon (black tiger shrimp), 1160 nucleotides long. Its product is annotated as amino acid transporter AVT1B-like. Gene Ontology annotation, molecular function: L-alanine transmembrane transporter activity; L-proline transmembrane transporter activity. Gene Ontology annotation, cellular component: vacuolar membrane. The annotation marks the transcript as partial. The record is from RefSeq and is a predicted model, not a curated record. The transcript is spliced from 6 exons. Gene Ontology annotation, biological process: L-alanine transport; amino acid transmembrane transport. NCBI's taxonomy places the organism in Eukaryota, Metazoa, Arthropoda, Malacostraca, Decapoda, Penaeidae.